Molecule: messenger RNA, 1867 nt
Organism: Solanum dulcamara
Lineage: Eukaryota; Viridiplantae; Streptophyta; Magnoliopsida; Solanales; Solanaceae
Product: cation/calcium exchanger 1
Exons: 1
Coding region: 25-1743 (572 amino acids)
Biological process (GO): transmembrane transport; monoatomic cation transport
Cellular component (GO): membrane
Molecular function (GO): monoatomic cation transmembrane transporter activity
Source: RefSeq, a predicted model, not a curated record
UCUUCUCUCUACCCAUUCAUAAUAAUGAACUUUUUUCCAUUCCAUUUCGAGCCUAAGUCAUCUCUUUCUAUAUUCCUCAACACCUCUUUCCUUUUUCUAGUACUCUUAUUUUACAGUCUCACUUCCAAUGGUCUUAGCCAAUCCCAAAUUAGACACAUCCAUUUAUCAAACACUAAUAAUAAUGAUUGCUCCAACUUACAUAAAUUUAGUGAUGCACAAUCUAAAUGUACCUACAUAAAAGAAAACAUCAAUUCUUGUUCUACAAAAGGGUAUUUGAAUUAUCUUGAAUUUUUCUACUGCUCUUUGGGUUGGUUGCCACUAUUAGGGUACGUUCUCCUAGUCGUAUGGCUUAUUUUGUUAUUUUAUUUGUUGGGUAAUACAGCGGCGGAGUAUUUCUGCCCUUGUGCAGAAGGAUUAUCUAAAGUCAUGAAUCUUUCCCCUGCUAUAGCUGGAACAACUCUUCUCCCUCUAGGAAAUGGGGCUAACGAUGUAUUUUCGAGUAUCAUUUCUUUUACUCAAUCAAGCAAUAGUGGCACUGUGGGGCUUAAUAGUGUUUUAGGUGGUGCAUUAUUCAUUUCUUGUUUCGUUGUGGGAGUUAUAAGUAUACUAGUGUAUACUACAACGUCCCAAAUUGAACUAAGUAUUGAUAAGCCGAGUUUUAUUAGAGACGUGUUGUUCAUCAUUUUCACACUAUCGUGUCUGCUCGGGAUCAUUGUUUUCGGGAGGGUUACUUUGUGGAUAGCAAUUUGUUUCUCAUGUAUUUAUGUCGUUUACAUUUGCGUCGUAUGUGCUAUGCAUUUCCUUAUUAGUAAGACGGAAGGAGUUAAAAAUGUAAACUCACUUUGCAUAGAAGAUGAUCAUGUAUUUGAUUGCGAUAUUGGUGUACCAUUGUUAGGGUGUAUUGAUGAUGAGGAAAAUUGCUCUAGUGAGAAACAAAUAACACAGAUAAAUUCCUCUACAUCUUGCUGCAAAUUGAUCUUAAAUCAUUUUCUUAGUGUUUUGGAAUUGCCCCUUUACUUGCCAAGAAGGUUAACCAUCCCUGUUGUUAGUGAGGAAAGUUGGUCCAAGCCAAUGGCGGUAAUUUCAGUAACAAUAGCACCAAUUCUGGCAACAUCUGUUUUAAGUCAUCCAGGAGAAAUCAUAGACGUUUCCAAGGCGAAUUUAAUCAUUGGCAUGAUAUCAGUUUUUGUUGGACUUAUUCUAGGGAAUGUGGCAUAUUUGUCUACUCAAAAAUCUAGUCCUCCAAAGAAAUGCUUGUUGAUUUGGCUCCUUGGAGGAUUUAUUAUGAGUACUACAUGGACAUAUAUUCUUGCACAAGAAUUGGUUUCUUUGCUAGUUUCAUUUGGAUAUAUUCUUGGAAUAAAUCCUUCAAUUUUAGGACUCACUGUCCUAGCUUGGGGUAACUCAACAGGGGAUCUAAUAUCAAAUGUUGCUAUGGCAUUGAAUGGUGGAAAAGCUGGUGUGCAAAUGGCAAUAUCAGCUUGUUAUGCUGGCCCAUUAUUCAAUACCUUGAUUGGUUUAGGUGUUUCUCUUGUGCUUGCAUCAUGGUGGGAGUAUCCAACUUCUUAUGUGCUUCCAAAAGAUCAUUUCCUCUUUGAAACUUUGGGAUUUCUUAUAGUAGGCUUACUAUGGGCUCUUGUCAUUUUGCCUAAGAGAAAUAUGCAACCUGAUCACUUACUUGGUGUUGGACUUUUGGCUAUUUACUUUUGCUUCUUGUUUCUAAGGUUUGCAAAAGGUUUUUAGUAUGGAGUUAUUACAAGCAUUAGUUCAAACACAAAUUAUAUGUAUAUAAUUUUCAUAUUCUGAAAACACAAUGAUGUUUAUAUGAAGUAUACAUGGCUUGUACAAUAAAUAAUAUUUAAUUGGU